AUUACGGUCGUGGAAGUGGCACAUGGAACCCGCCGCUGUCUGCGUGGAUCUGAGAGUCUCCACGAUGUGAGGAGACGCUCCGUGGACCCCCGAUCUCUAGUCCAUUUCCUCCAGUCCCGAGAAGCGGACGCACCGCGGCAUGUAGGAUCCAGUUGGAGCGGGAGGGGGCGGCGGUUCCGGAGACCAGGACAUCCGCAAAAGGAGAAGCGAUUUUUGGGUGAAAUGGAGACGCCGCCGGGGAGAUUCGCCUGCCGGAUCACGACGUCGCCAGCGGAGUAACCGAGUCCAGCGCAGGUCUGAUGGGAUGGCAGCAUCCAGCAACUCCAGCCUCUCUGGUUCAUCCCUGUCAUCUGACCCAGAGGAUUACCAGCCGCCCAUAUGGAAGUCCUACUUGUACCAACUGCAGCAGGAGGCCCUGCGACCAAAGAGGAUCACGUGUCCUCACGAGAUGGAGAGCAGACCCAAAUACUACGGCAGAGAAUUUCAUGGGAUGAUCUCCAGAGAGUAUGCGGACGAGCUGGUGGGCUCAGUGGAGGGGUCCUACCUCAUCAGGGAGAGUCAGCGACAGCCCGGGACUCACACUUUGGCCUUAAGAUUCGGCCACCAGACCCUCAACUACCGAUUGUUCUACGACGGGAAGCACUUUGUUGGCGAGAAAAGGUUCGAGUCGGUCCACGACCUUGUGACGGACGCCCUCAUCACGCUCUACAUCGAGACCAAGGCAGCGGAGUAUAUCGCCAAAAUGACCACCAACCCCAUCUAUGAGCACCUGGGUUACACCUCGCUGCUCAGAGACAAGAUGGUUCACCGGCUGAACCGCGUCCGCUGCGAGCCUCGCAGGGUCACCUUCCAGAGGGACGAACAGAUCACGUCUCCGCUGGUGCGACGGACGGCUCUGAAGGACGCGCCGGAGCGGCAGUGCUCCUACGAGAAGAUCCACAACUUUAAGGUGCACACCUUCAGAGGACCGCACUGGUGCGAGUACUGUGCCAACUUCAUGUGGGGCCUGAUCGCCCAAGGAGUCCGAUGUUCAGACUGUGGGCUGAAUGUACACAAACAGUGUUCCAAACUGGUUCCCAGCGACUGCCAGCCGGACCUGCGCAGGAUCAAGAAGGUCUUCAGCUGCGACCUCACCACGCUGGUCAAGGCCCACAACACCACCCGACCCAUGGUGGUGGACCUGUGCAUACGGGAGAUCGAGCUCAGAGGGAUGAAAUCUGAAGGUCUGUACCGGGUGUCCGGCUUCUCAGAGCACAUCGAGGACGUCAGGCUCUCCUUCGACCGAGAAGGAGACAAGGCCGACAUCAGCGCCAGCGCCUACGCCGACAUCAACAUCAUCGCUGGAGCUCUGAAGCUCUAUUUACGAGACCUCCCCAUCCCCAUCAUCACCUUUGACCUCUACUCCAAGUUCAUCCAAGCUGCCAAGAUUCCCAACGCCGACUCCAGACUGGAGGCCAUUCACGAGGGUCUGCUGCAGCUUCCCCCGGCUCACUAUGAGACCCUGCGCUACCUGAUGGCUCACCUCAAGAGGGUGACCAUGUUUGAGAAGGACAAUUUAAUGAGCGCGGAGAACCUGGGCAUCGUCUUUGGGCCGACGCUGAUGCAGCCGCCGGAGCAGAACGCCCUGACCACGCUGAACGACAUGAGGCAGCAGAAGCUGGUGGUGCAGCUGAUGAUCGAGAAUGAAGACGUCUUGUUCUGAAGCGCCGCAGGAACUGCAUGGAACUUCUUUUCUACUUUGUCUUGUUACUGUACGUCGGAGGUCCUGGACCUCGCUGUCGGAGGCCGCUUCUACCUGGUGUAGGGUCAGUCUCCGGGACCGCGCCGCGUGGACUCGCUCGCGUCGUGGAGGGCCUCGGAGCGUCGGCCAAGAUGACGUUCCUACGUGUCCCAUGUGCGUGUUGUGGUGUUUGUGGGAAUGCUGGUUCACCUCUGGAGCUCCAAAACAGAGGCUUUUCCUUUCCUUGUACAGAAACAUGAUCUUGCCUCGGUCGGGAUUUGAACUCAAAACAAGCACUUUUUGGCGUAAAGUUUAUUUUGUAAAGAUGUUUAUUUUUGUUGCGUCCCAUAAUUAAUAUAUGCUGUCAGGAAUGUUGCUUGUUAACUUGAUGUUUCAUUACAGAGUGGUUCACAGUGACGACGUGCCAUCUUCAUGUGACUGGUUGUUUCAAUCCUUUUGAUCACCUGUUGCCAUGACAACCGUCAGGUUUGAGUCCUUUUUACUGGUCCAUUUUCCCAAAUGUACAAAUAAACAUGUAAUUUAUCAAAUAAUUGAGCCUGGACUUUUAUUAGAUUUAUUUAUUAGUGAUGAACCUUUCUGGACAAUUUAAUCUUAAUAUCCAUAUUCUGUAUUUUCAUUUAUGUUUACAAAAAAAUAGUAAAUUGGGGAAAUACAUUUUCGAUGUGUGAUGCUAGAGAUAAAGACAAUAAAAAAUAAAGUACUGUGGAAGUAUGCGGGUACUAAAGAGGGAAAAAAAAUUAUGGCAAUAAAUAUAUUAAUUAAAAAAAAAGAAUGUUUACAAAUGUUCAUUUUGUGACUGAACUGGGAAAUAAAUCUAUUUUAAUAGUAGAAAUCUAGAUGCAUUAAUUGCUUAAGUAUUUCAUUAAGUUCCUUGUUUUUCCUCCUUGUUUUUGUUUUUAUUAAAAAGUCGUAACAUUAUCAUGAUUUUUU
Messenger RNA from Synchiropus splendidus (mandarinfish), 2671 nucleotides. RefSeq names its product chimerin 2 (gene chn2). Gene Ontology annotation, molecular function: GTPase activator activity. Gene Ontology annotation, biological process: positive regulation of GTPase activity; regulation of small GTPase mediated signal transduction; signal transduction. Lineage: Eukaryota; Metazoa; Chordata; Actinopteri; Syngnathiformes; Callionymidae. The coding region runs from base 305 to 1702 and encodes 465 amino acids. The transcript is spliced from 13 exons. The record is from RefSeq and is a predicted model, not a curated record.